Molecule: messenger RNA, 3371 nt
Organism: Monopterus albus (swamp eel)
Lineage: Eukaryota; Metazoa; Chordata; Actinopteri; Synbranchiformes; Synbranchidae
Gene: fmnl1b
Product: formin-like 1b
Biological process (GO): cortical actin cytoskeleton organization; cell migration; regulation of cell shape
Cellular component (GO): cytosol
Molecular function (GO): actin filament binding; small GTPase binding
Source: RefSeq, a predicted model, not a curated record
AGACUGGAGGCCGCGUUUUCUACGGUUUGUCCCAACCAGGCAUCUGUAGUUCACGUCGUUAUUGUCCAGUUAUACUGUCAUGGGUCAAGUGUUCAUCAGAGUGAUGGCCCAGGGGAAGAUGGCCUACAUUUGAAAAUCGCUGACAAAAGGGGGGAUUUCAGUUGCAUUUUAAAAUAGGUUUGGUUUAUUGUACACGUUCUGUAAGGCAGACCUGCUGUUUUAACUCAAAAGGCUUUUUUCCUUAUCUUCCCACGUCCAAAACACGAUGAAUCUUCCUCCAGACAAGGUGAAGAUCCUCAGCCAGUAUGACAGCGAGAAGAAGUGGGAGCUGAUCUGCGACCAGGAGCGCUUUCAAGUGAAGAAUCCACCAUCCGCAUAUUUGGAGAAGCUGAAGAGUUUUCUGGAUCACGGCGGAGUCGGUCGAAAGUUUAAGAGACGUGUGCAGGAGUCCACGCAGGUCCUAAGAGAGCUGGAGAUCUCCCUGAGGACCAAUCACAUCGGCUGGGCUCAGGAGUUCCUCAGCAAUGAAAACCAAGGCUUAAAUGUUCUGGUGGAUUAUCUGUCCUUUGCCCAUAGCGCUGCCACGUAUGAUGCGGACGCUGCGGACAGUGACUCGCUGCCCACAAACAAAGGCAGACCUAUGGACAAGUCAGUGGAGGAUCUGAGCAGAAGUGCCAGCAGCUCACCUUCUCACAGUGCCUCGAAGAGCAGCAAGUCCUUCACGGGCAGAUUCAACUCUCUCCAAAACAGGAAAGCCCAGAGGGGUUCACGUGUCCUGGGCCAGAAAGAUGACGUCCACCUCUGCAUCAUGUGCUUACGUGCCAUCAUGAACUAUCAGUCUGGGUUCAACCUGGUGAUGAAGCAUCCCUGCUGUGUCAACGAGAUCACACUCAGCCUCAACAACAGAAACCCAAGGACCAAGGCGCUGGUGCUGGAGCUGUUGGCUGCUGUAUGCUUGGUGAGGGGAGGCCACGACAUCAUCCUCUCUGCCUUUGACAACUUUAAAGAGGUGUGUGGAGAGAAAAGUCGCUUUGAGAAGCUCAUGGAGUUUUUCCGCAACGAAGACAGCAACAUCGACUUCAUGGUGGCCUGCAUGCAGUUCAUCAACAUUGUGGUGCACUCGGUGGAAAACAUGAACUUCAGGGUCCACCUGCAGUACGAGUUCACGCAACACGGGCUGGAUGACUACCUGGAGAAGCUGAAGUGCACGGAGAGCGACAGGCUGCUGGUGCAGAUUCAGGCCUAUCUGGACAAUGUGUUUGAUGUGGGAGCUUUGCUGGAGGAUGCAGAGACCAAGAACACUCUGCUGGAGCAGAUGGAGGAGCUGGAGGAGCACAACACACAGCUGAGCAGCAGGCUUCAGGAGAGCGAGCGCGAGGCGAUGGAGAAAGUCUCCGAGCUGGAGAAGAAGCUCAUUCAGAGCACAAAGGAAGUGGAACUCCUGAAGGAGAGUCUACGUGAGUAUUGCUCUAAGGUGACUCUGCUGCAGCAGCGAGAGCGAGAGAGAGACCUGGAAAGAGAGAGAAAGAGAGACGAGGACAGAUCCACACAGGCCCUGAGGGAGCUGGAGCUCAAGGUUCAGGCUCUGGCGGAGCAGGGGCUCGUCCGCAUGGAGCGCUCUUCAUCAGGACACCUAGACAUUCAGGUGGUCCCCAUCAUCCAGAACGUGACGCAGAAAGGUGGUGGUGAUGACUGUCAGGCCCCGCCCACGUCCUCAGGUUCUCUGCCUCAUCUCUCUGAAGGCCCUGUGCGGUCGGCGACGGCACAAGCCCCUCCACCUCCCCCGCCUCCUCCUCUAGGCUUAUCUAAAGCUCCUCCUCCUCCACCUACAGCUCCACCCCCACUGCUGCCUCCGGCAGGUGGGACAGCCCUUCUGUUGGUGAGCUCAGGUUGGAAACAGAAGAAGCCCGUUAAGACCAAAUACCACCUGCCGCUGUUCAACUGGCAGGCCCUGAAGUCCAGCCAGGUGGCAGGAACCAUCUUCAGCGAGCUGGAUGACGAGCGCGUCUUAGAGGAGGUAAACAUGGCUGCUUUUGAGGAGCAGUUCAAAACCAAGGCCCAGUCCGCCCCUCUAGACCUGGGUACCCUCAAGAUGAAACUGGCCCACAAAACCCCCAGUAAGGUGUCUCUAAUGGAGGCCAACAGGGCCAAAAACCUGGCUAUCACCCUGCGCAAGGAAGGAAUGGCUGCGUCUGAUAUCUGCUGUGCCAUCGAGACGUACAACCAGAAAGCUCUGAGUCUGGACUUUCUCCAGCUCCUGGAGCGCUUCAUCCCCACGGAGUAUGAAAUGAAGCUCAUCCACAACUACGAGUGUGACGGCCGGCCCCUAGACGAGCUCACUGAGGAGGACCGCUUCAUGGUGCGCUUCAGUAAGAUCCCGCGGCUUUCCCAGCGCAUCAGCACGCUCUCCUUCAUGGGCAGUUUCCCUGAGAGCAUCCAGCUAAUACAGCCUCAACUGAACGCCAUCAUCGCUGCCUCCAUGUCGAUCAGAUCUUCAAGCAAACUGAAGAAAAUCCUUGAGAUCAUCUUAGCGUUUGGAAACUACAUGAACAGCAGCAAGCGAGGGGCGGUGUAUGGCUUCCGCCUGCAGAGCUUAGACCUGCUGCUGGACACCAAGUCCACAGACCGUAAGCAGACGCUGCUGCACUUCAUCGUCAAUGUCAUCCAGGAGAAAUACCCCGAGGCCCAGGCCUUCUACACGGAGCUGCACUUCCUGGACAAGGCAGCGCUGGUUUCCCUUGACAGUAUUGUGCAGGAUGUGCACGCUCUGGAGUGCAGUAUGGAGGUGACCAGGAGGGAGUUCUCUGUCGAAAAACACAAUCCCGUGCUGCAGACGUUUCUCAGCAGCAACACAGAGCUGCUCAACUCUCUCCUAGCUGAUGGAAAAACAGCCCAGGAUGUGUACGAGUCUGUUGUGGAGUACUUCGGCGAGAACUCUAAAACCACUCCGCCAUCCAUGUUCUUCCCUGUUUUUGUCAGAUUCAUCAAGGUGUACAAGCAAGCAGAGCAGGAGAACGAGCAGAGGAGGAAACAUACCCUCAACUGUGAAGCUCCGCCCAUCCCACCUAAACAUGAACUCAUGGGGAACAAGGGGUCCAGGCUGCUACAGAUGGAUCUGAUUGCAGAGCUGAAGAAGCGGCAGGUGUCUCCUCUGGUGAGGGAGGGGAAGGACGGAGCCAUUGAGGACAUCAUCACUGCUCUCAAGUCUGUGCCCUUCACAGCUCGCUCUGCCAAACGCUCCUCUCGUCUCUGCUGCGACUCCGUCUUCACUGAUGAGAUUUGAGGAACCAGCCGUACCGACGGGCAGACGGCGGCCGACGCAGCGCCAAAUGGAAACCAGGACAGCAGCUGCACGUGUCCUCGGACAUCUC